UAAUUUUCUCUCCGCGCCCCCAACCAAGUCUGUCUUGACCCCAAAGAAAACCCACUCUGAUUCGGAGCUCAAUCGAAUAUACAUAAAUAUUACAUACACACAGAGAAGCAGUAUAUAGAGAAAGAUGAGCAGCAUAGGCACGGGUUACGAUCUUUCAGUGACGACAUUUUCUCCGGACGGUCGCGUUUUCCAGAUCGAGUAUGCUGCGAAAGCCGUCGACAACAGUGGCACCGUCGUCGGUAUCAAAUGCAAAGAUGGAAUCGUUUUGGGAGUGGAGAAGCUGAUUACUUCGAAGAUGAUGUUGCCUGGUUCCAACAGAAGAAUCCAUGCCGUCCAUCGCCAUUCCGGCAUGGCGGUUGCAGGAUUAGCUGCAGAUGGCAGGCAAAUUGUAGCACGAGCAAAAUCUGAAGCAACUAACUAUGAGAGUGUGUAUGGCGAGCCAAUUCCUGUAAAAGAACUUGCAGAACGUGUUGCUAGUUACGUCCAUCUAUGUACACUGUAUUGGUGGCUGAGGCCUUUUGGAAGUGGGGUAAUUCUGGGAGGUUAUGACAGGGAUGGACCACAGCUGUACAUGGUUGAACCUUCUGGGGUUUCCUAUAGAUACUUUGGUGCUGCAAUUGGGAAGGGCAGGCAGGCUGCUAAAACUGAGAUUGAAAAAUUGAAGCUUUCUGAAAUGACCUGCCGACAAGGGGUUAUUGAGGUGGCCAAGAUCAGAAUUUACGGAGUUCAUGACGAGGCAAAGGACAAGGCCUUUGAAUUGGAAAUGAGUUGGGUCUGUGAUGAGUCUAACCGCCAGCAUCAAAAGGUUCCAGAUGAUAUAUUGGAGGAAGCAAAGGCAGCCGCUAAGGCCGCGCUUGAAGAAAUGGAUGCGGAUUAGUCUCUCUAAUUUUGCAAUUUUCAUUUGAGACUUGGUUAUGUUUUCUCCUGUGUCAAACUCCUCUUCAUUUGUGGCAGUAAUUGGAUUUAGAUGCUUGUACUAUUGCUAUAUUUAUGUUUCCAACACGAUGUUUUGUUCAAUGCAACUCUUAUUCUUCUGUUUGGCAA
This is a messenger RNA of Olea europaea var. sylvestris, 1044 nucleotides long. Its product is annotated as proteasome subunit alpha type-3. NCBI's taxonomy places the organism in Eukaryota, Viridiplantae, Streptophyta, Magnoliopsida, Lamiales, Oleaceae. Gene Ontology annotation, biological process: ubiquitin-dependent protein catabolic process. The record is from RefSeq and is a predicted model, not a curated record. Gene Ontology annotation, cellular component: proteasome core complex; proteasome core complex, alpha-subunit complex; nucleus. The transcript is spliced from 9 exons. Bases 125 to 877 code for a protein of 250 amino acids.